AUGUACGGCAGACGGAACGAUGAAUAUGAUUACUCUUAUGACCGAGGCCGUGAGCAAAGCAGACAUGAGAAUCUCGGCGGCGCAGAUAGGCUAGACCGGCUGGACAGACUGGAUAGGCUGGAUCGCCUAGAUCGACGGGACCGACUGGACCGACUAGAUCGCCUAGAUCGACAGGAUCGACUGGACCGACUAGAUCGCCUAGAUCAACUGAACAGGAUCAAUAUUGUUGAUGUGUCCGAUCAGCUUGACAGGCCUGGUCCGUCCAAACCCACCCCGCAGGACGAUUAUCGCUAUGAAUAUGCAGUGCCUUUAAGGCAGCCUCCACAUCCGGCUUACCAGCACCAGUCAAGAAGCAGGUCGGCAUCAGUUGAUUCAAUUCCACGCGUUCGUAAUACAUACAAUCCUUAUACCACACACAAUACCUAUACCACGCGAGAUCCUUUUACUACGCGGGAUCCUUACGCUACGCGGGAUCCUUAUACUACACGCAAUGCUUAUGCCACCACGUACGCUGCUCACCCUACCUCAGCCGAAACCCGUAAUGCACCGCAACUAGUGACGCAGAUUGAGAGCAUUAUAAACUCGCACAUGUCCCGUAUUGGACAAAGACUGUCUCGCCUAGAGGAUGGCAUCAAUAAUUUGCCUUUACCACAGACAACACAGCAGACAACACAGCCAACAAGUCAGCAGGUACAUCAACCAACAGAACCCCAAACCAAAUUUGCUACAUUGCCAAUUUCGAAAAUUUCAAUGGGACCAGGCAGUGAAUAUCCUUCAACUCUCCCUGGUAUAUACCAUGCGCUGGUACAGAACCUUACCUAUAACACGAUGGACGUCUCGGUAGAAUGGGACAUACCACGGAUCUUCACCGAAUUGAAUGCAGAAAAAGCAGGCACAACUCUGGAAUGGCUUGACGGCAUGCUUACCCUAACCGGGUCUGUUGAGUAUUGCGAAGCCGCGACUUGUGGCGACUACGUUCGGGAGAGAUGGCCAGAUGUGGCAUCGCCCCUGCUAACGGUAGUAGCUGCAGCUAUUGAUCAAGCGAUCCAUAAGCGUGACCCAGUGCCAUCCCAAGAGCAUGUCUGGGCUAAUAAAGAGCUGUGGGGUUGCAAGAUUCAGAUUUGGGGAUAUAGAUCCAAAGCGUACUUGAGGGGGCGCGGUAACUCUCAGUUUCUUAUUGGGACCCUGGAAGCGCUUUCGUGGCUCUGCGCUGCCAUUAGGAAGCCUAACAAGGAAAUCUUGCAGCUUUCCUCUGCUGAAAUGGCUGAUGACAGCCUUGUUACGCUUCGGGUACAUGAAGCCGAUCUAAACGUCCAACAUGCUUGCUGGCACAAGCUCUUCAAAGCAGGCUCUAUUGUUCAGUCUGAUCUUCCACUGGAGAAUCGGGGGAAAGGUCUCGGCAUGUCAUUCGACGACAUGGCGAGCCUUGCUGCGUCAGUCCUAGAGGUGAAAAUUAAUGGUGUACCACUUCUUUUGGGACAGUCGACAUUGCUAAUACCAGUGGAACGGUUGAAAACAGGCAUCCAGUGGCACCUGGAAACCUGGGAAUCUGGCUUGCUGGAUCCUACAAAGGGCGAAAGUUUGCUGGCUAUUCUCAAACACCAUCCGCAAACACUAAAGGAAGAUUUUACGGCUUUGCAGGCAGAAAAGGCAUUCUUGGGCUGGAGCAGCUCCGAAACCCCGAUCCAAGUGGUUGUGGGCACGGAGCAGGCGAGGGCAUCGUGCAACCUGCUGAAGGGUUCCGGGGCAGACCGAGCUCGGCCAAACGUGGCCGAGGGUGAAGAUGAUGACAUGAGUUGCGAGCUGAAAUUCAAGUUUCUAGUGCUCAAGAAGGGCCGCAGAAUACGCUGGGGCCAAUUCAGUGUGCAAACGCUAUCUUUCACGGUAGGCAACGCCUUUGAAAUGGUCCUCGACUCACCGGGAGACAAGAGCGUGGCCAUCUACGAUACAGCAACGAAGCGUGGGUGGUUGCUGCGACGCCUUGAUGUUCUCCUUUACAUGAUCCAUGUUCGGCUUCGGGAACAGCAGAACAAUCCAAUAGGCUGCUCGACCGCGCAGCAAUCAGCAAAAGACAUUCUCGAGCUGCACCGAGAUUCCAACAUACGUGGUCUAACAUUGCAGGAGUAUGUUUUGGGCCUGUCGACCGGUCUUGACGCUCUGACAAAUUCACUACGGCAACACGUACGUCGCGAUGCGUCAACACUUAUCGGCGUGGAGUUAUUUGACCUGGCCUUUUCUCAACAAGGCGGGCCGCUCGAGCUUAAACGCAUCACACUAGGAAAGUCUUCGGGCCACUGGGGCAGGCUUGUAGACUACUCCUGGGUUCUCUUCUGCGCCGGUAUGGGUGAGGCUAUGCGCCCCGCCAACGAAGGAAACGCUGCUACGUGCAUCGACAAAUCUGUCCGAAUAGGGCAUGAUUACCUUGCAGCAGUGAUCCCAUGUCUUAAAUAUCUCGCGACAUCUACAGGCGGAGAUUGGGACAUGGGUAGCCUGGGCAAUGGCACUUUUGUUACGCGGGCUGCCAAGGUAAAUGACUGCGGCAGCGAUCACUGCUGCUGCUUUCAAUUGCGACAGUUGACAAAGAAAGAAGAGCCACAUGAUAUAUAUAACGACAACUGCGCAACAGUGUUUGGUGUAAUCCCAUAG
[Torrubiella] hemipterigena is the source of this 2646-nucleotide messenger RNA. The record is from the annotation of a GenBank genome assembly. Lineage: Eukaryota; Fungi; Ascomycota; Sordariomycetes; Hypocreales; Clavicipitaceae.